Crotalus tigris (Tiger rattlesnake) is the source of this 5413-nucleotide messenger RNA. RefSeq names its product progestin and adipoQ receptor family member 7 (gene PAQR7). NCBI's taxonomy places the organism in Eukaryota, Metazoa, Chordata, Lepidosauria, Squamata, Viperidae. The coding region runs from base 1294 to 2352 and encodes 352 amino acids. The record is from RefSeq and is a predicted model, not a curated record. Gene Ontology annotation, cellular component: plasma membrane. Gene Ontology annotation, molecular function: steroid binding; nuclear steroid receptor activity. Gene Ontology annotation, biological process: response to steroid hormone. The transcript has 2 exons.
CAGGACUUACUUCGGAAUAACCCCGGAUAGGAAAGAUUGUCUACUUGCCACCUUUGGGGCGAUGGAACUUUUUGACCGUCUGUUGCAAGCUUGUCAAAACUCAUGCCCUAAAGCAGUGCUGGACUAUAAGGUCUGUUGCCCCCCUGGGCCCUGGUCAAGAAACAUGGGUGGCAGCUACAGUCCAGCAUUCCUGGAGGGCAGUUAAGUCUCCUUAUGAUACCUUAACCUUUGCUCAGAGAGAGGAGGUUUUGCUUAGAUCAGUGCAAGUUUCUUCUGGAUGGGUGCUGUUUGGUUGCUCCGAGCCUGGGGUGUCUUUGGAUUCUGAGAACAUCUCAUGGAGGACGUUGCUCUGCCUGGCUUUCUGGGACUUAAGACCAGUAGUGGGAUUCAGAUAGGUGAACAACCGGUUCUCAGUGUGGAUGCCACUUCCAGAAGUCCAUUCUGGGUCUGGGUAACAAAAAAUUAGCUACCGGUUCUGCCGAAGUGGUGCGAACCGGCUGAAUCCCACCACUGCUUAAAACUAUCAGCCUGCUUCACACAUUAUCUAUUCUAAGCCAUUGUGUGAUUUAGGCUUAGCUUGUUUGUGUACUGCCAGCCUCAAUAGCUUUUGGAAGUCUCUCUGGAAGCCCUCUGGGCUUCUCAACUGUGGGAAGAAAACGUUCCUUUUCUUGCCUUCCUCACUUGGUAACCUUUUGAUGUGGGGGGAAAGUGUGGGUUGACAACUAUUCCACCCUUUAUUGGCUGGACAUUCUGGCAGCUGUAAUCCAACACAUACUGGGAAGGUUUGGAGAAAGUUGGUUAAGCUGGAAACACCUAAGAAAAACAAACUACAACUAGGAAAAUUUCAGUGGCUUUUUAAUGCAGCUUGGAUCCCAAAGCAUGGAUAUAUUAAAAUCAGUGGGGAAGGGGGAGGUACUCUUAAGUUUGUGCAUGAAUUGCUUCUAAGGAAAAUCCAAGCACAUACCCCCUCCUUUCCACCAUGUAGAGUUAUGUAACUGGGUGGUGCUCUUCAGAGCUAGUCUGGUUGUUUUGAAAAAGGUGCUACUGUCUUAGUGGUGGAUGUUUUUAUUAAUCGAAUGACACUUAAAUCUGCCUGUUGCCAUAUGAACUUGGGUGGCUGUCGAGAUUAUGAAAGGAGAACAAGAAAGCUGCAGCUGAUGCUUCUCCUUCUUCACCUUCUGCUAAUACUACUACUACUAAUAAAUAGUAAUAUACCUCGAACACCUUCAAAGAACAGCACUUGCCUAUCCCAGGUGCUUGGGAAGGACUCUGUAGGUCUGUCACUUUCCUGUCAUGGCAACGAUUGUAUCCGAAAAACUCAGCCACCUCUUCAUCAACCUCCAGCACUUGUGCAAAAUCCCUCGGAUUCUGGCCGAGGCCUUGCCUGCUCCGUCCUGCACAGUGGCAGCCUCCGACGUGCCCCAGCUUUUCCGGAAGCCUUACAUCCAGGCCGGCUACCGACCCCUCCACCGGAGCUGGACCUUCUACUUCCUCUCCCUCUUCCAGCAGCAUAAUGAAGCCCUCAACGUCUGGACGCAUCUGCUGGCAGCUUUCAUGCUGCUGGGGCGGUUCUGGCAACUCUCCCAGAUGGUCGAUUUUGUGGGUGACCCGCACGCCCAGCCUUUCUGCAUCGUGGCUGUGUCUUCCAUCAUCUACUCCACCUUCAGCACCUUGGCUCAUCUCUUGCAAGCCAAAUCUGAGUUCUGCCACUACGCGUUCUUCUUCCUGGAUUAUGUAGGGGUGGCUACCUACCAGUACGGUAGCGCUUUGGUGCAUUAUUACUACGCCAUUGAGCCUGAAUGGCACGCCUGGAUCUCCAGUUUCUACAUUCCAGGUGCGGUGGGGCUGGCUUGGUUGUCAUGUGUUGGUUCCUGCUACGCCAAAUACCGAUGCCCACACCUCUCCCCUCUGCAGGGGAGGCUCUACCAGGAAAUGCCCUCUGCAGUAGCCUAUGCUUUAGACAUUAGCCCUGUGCUCCAUCGUAUCUAUACCUCCACCAUCUCUGGGCAAAGCGACUUGGCUGCUACCUACCAUAAGUGCCACAUUUUGUGCUUCCUGGUUGCAGCCUUUUUUUUCGCCUACCCCUACCCCGAGAAGUGGUUUCCCGGGAAGUGUCACUUUGUUGGACAAGGCCACCAGCUCUUCCACAUGAUCCUCAUACUAUGUACCUUCAUCCAGUUAGAGGCAGUGCUUCUUGAUUACCGGACUAGGAGGCCCAUUUAUUCCGAGCUGCAUGGCGACCUGGCUCCUUUUUUUUCCAUUAUGUGCCUUGUGCUGAUGGUUUGCUGUGGCCUCACAGCCCUCUACAUGACCGUCAAAGUAAAACACAAAGUCUGGCCGAAGCGGGACUGAGUAAGAGGAUGCUGGCUUCUGGGGACUUAACCCAAAGCUUCUUCUUUAGGUACACUUGCUCAGUUUCAACUGGGAAUGUCAGUCCUGCUGUCAUUUAGGAAACUGAAUAGGAUAGGUAGCUAUUGCUGGGGUCUUCGUCUCCUCCUGCACUGGAGACCUUGCUUGCGGGUUGCUCUGUCCAGGCAACUGAGAUGAUAAGCUGGAGGUUGCAUCAGAAAGGAAGUGACCAAACUCUUUGGUGGAAAGGAAUUCCGUGUUUUGCUUCCUGGGGGAUGGUACUGUAACUCUGCUGGCUCUGAUUCAAAGGAGAACCCGUUGUUGGUAUGACUCUCAGAAGCUAUGUCUUGCAUCCUUCUGAAUCAGAGCUGGUGGCCUUCGAGCUUUGAGGAAUCCAUUUGAUUAUUAUAAGUGUUUCUAGAUCCAUAAAUGGGACCCUGGGCCAGAGGCAUCUGAUUAGGAUCCUGAGGCCAGGAACUGGUUCUGAAUAUCAGAACUAGAAGAAGCAGCCCAACAUUCAUCCUGGGGUUCUCUAAACUUCCUUCAUUUCAGCAGCGCUUGAGAGAUGAUGGGUGGGAUGGUUAUUUUCACUGCUGCUGUUAAAAGAGGUGCCAGCCUACUGGCCAUGAACCACACCGAGAGCUGCUAAAUACUUGCAAAUGUCUUUUGGUCUCUCCCGUUUUUUAAGUAGCGGAAGAGCUUCAGGAAGCAGGAUUAGAGAUUCCACUUAACCAGCACUUCCUCAGGAGGAGAGGACUUCCUAGCCUCCAUAUUUUGAUUAAAAUAGCUCUUGCUUUGGGUUGCACUGAUUUUGUCCAGCACCUUUGCACUAUGCAGUCCUAGCCCCACAAUUCUGCGCCCUACUUCAGGGCACUCCUGCAGCAGUGGUGCCUUCACGGAUUGCCUUCUGCAGUAUCCAGACAAAAGCAUCCUUCCUUGUUUUGGGAAAGCAUCUAGUACUUCCGCUUGCCUACCGUGAGCCGGGCCUUGGGAAACCUGCCAGGUGGAUGUGCCUUCAGAAGACCACCUGUCUAUCCAAAACUUUGUGUGUGGGGUGAUAUUACUUGUGAUAUUUUUAGUGCUGUGGUAAGGUUGUUUGGAGAGGAGAACUGCGAGUCAAAGUGAGGUUUGAGAAGGGGGAAGAGAUGGGUUUUGGUGGCGACUAUUUUCAGAAGGAAAUCCAUGCAACUAUAAUGGGUUGAGCUAACAGAUAUUAAAGCAGUGCUCCAGAGCCCUUCCCCCCCCCCACAAUGAUCUCUGGGUCCCUUCUAUCAAAUGUAAUUAUCUGCUCAUCUACUACCCUCGAGAUCUAUUCACCUCUAGUUUUUUUACACAGCAGUGAGGCUUCAUUGUCAGCUAUAAUCUGCCCUUUUUGAAUGGCAAUGCCAAGGGUUGAGACCUGCCCUUCUCCCAUGGCGAACAUUUGUGACACCAACAAGCUGUAGUCCCUGCAUUUGAAGACCUUUGAGAUCCCUACGAUUUUCAACCAGAUUGCACUCUGUGUAUACUAGGCAUCAUUUUAUUGGGUCUCUCUUCCAUGAGUAUAUGUUCAACCUUCUUUUAAAAGCCCAUCUGUGUUUGUGACUGUCACGGUAUCAUAUGCCAAAGAAAACCAUGCCUUUCUGAUGAUAUGUUCUUCCUCAUCUUUUGGACCAUUCCAAAUUCCAGUGCAUGCUUACCGGGUAAGUAAGUAAAUAAACUUAACACGAGUGUCACUCUGUUCACAGCUUAAGAGCAAUGAGAUUGCAUCUUCCAUUUACCAAACACAUGUCCUGUUUUUCCCCCAGGAGAGUCGAAAUUAAAAUCCCUAAACAGAGUCAGUCGAGAAAUACUUGGGGACACUUCAUAAUGGGUUGGCUCUGGAUGUUCUGUUUAUUUCAGUUGCAAUCCUGCACAUACUGAUGGGGACUCAGCCGUGCUAAAUUCCCUGGGGCCUACUUCUGUGUAAACAAGCAUGGGAGCGCAUGACUGGCUUCCCCUGAAUGCAGUGGGAUUUAGCUUUGUCCCAACUCAGUUUUACCCUGUUUCUGGUUGGUUGAGAUCCAAACACCAAUUAGUUAUAUUAGCCUUCCCCAGUUGGGAAUGAUUGACGCUGAAGUCCAACACAUGUGGGAAUACUAGCCAAGUGAUAUGUGCAGGCUGAGACACAGUGCUGACCACAUUUGCAACAUCAGGAUCCAUCACGGGUUUUUUAAAUGGAAUAAUUUGAUGUGGUUCGACCUUUGCAAAAGGCUAAUAUGGUUCAAUAUUUAGAAGUGGUCAUUGCUUUGUUUCUUGCCAGCCUUCACUGCCUGCUUUGUGUCCAAAACUGAGAGUGCAGAUUGCCAGAAUGGGGGGGGGUAUCUUCCCACCCCAUAAUCUAUGAUUAAAAGUAAGUUUAAGAUAAGGUAAAAAAAAUCAGUUUUACAAAUCCUAAAGAGAAGAAUCAAAUAUCUGGGUCAUACCCAUCUGUCAAAUACCUGAUCCACCCCUUCCCCCGUAUUUUAGGUUUAUCUGUCUUCCAAAAAAUGAGCCACCUCUGUUGGAGAUACAUUAAGCCAGUUGACAAAUUGGUUUAACUUGGGUUGACAUCAGCAAUAAGGGGCUUCGUGCUGUCUUCCCUGAGUGACACGAUCAUGGAAAAGCAUGAGUUUCAAUCUCCUUGUGAAUUCGGGCUUUGGGGAAAAAUCAACUGGAAAAUGGAAUGGCCCAUGGCAGGAAAGAGGGGGAGCCCAAAAAGCUGUUGCUGUCCCUUCAGUUUUUCCCAGGCUAUAAGUCUUCUCUUGACCCCUCAGUUCAAUCUCCCCUCCCUAUCAGAAUUAUAAAAUUGCCUAGCUCAAAACAUUUUGUUGGACUGGAUGAUGUUUAUGGAUCUAUACAUGUGGGCCGAAAUCUUUUUACCGAUUGUCCUGGAUGCUGAAAGAUGGUUUUUCAGUCACCCUGCAGAAUUAUUUGUAAAAAGGAAGUCUGGAUACAUGUGUCUGUUGAUUUUUGUUUUCUUGUCUCUUCUACAUUUUGUACAUGUUAGUGGGCCUUGACGCCUCCACUUGUUUCUAUUAAAAAAAAGAGAACAUUUUAUAAGCCA